Messenger RNA from Filobasidium floriforme, 4709 nucleotides. RefSeq lists its product as uncharacterized. The record is from RefSeq and is a predicted model, not a curated record. Gene Ontology annotation, molecular function: protein binding. NCBI's taxonomy places the organism in Eukaryota, Fungi, Basidiomycota, Tremellomycetes, Filobasidiales, Filobasidiaceae. Bases 432 to 4628 code for a protein of 1398 amino acids. The transcript is spliced from 11 exons.
UGGACGUAUCAACCGCUGCAAUCUCUGCGGUGAACUAAUCCAUUGAAGCUCCUGUGCUUGUCAGAUCUUAUUAUACUAGCUGCUUGACGAAACGCGGUGGACGCACCUCUCGGUGCAAAGCCCCUUACGACCCCGGAACGACCAUCUUAUCACAACAACAACAAAUCCCGCCUGGCAAUCUCAAAGGCAGUCGCAACAAAGGCAAACGUCAAUCAGCGCCUGACUUGGCCCGAAGAUUUGUAUCAAGCGCUCCAUCUUCUGGAAGGGUGCGGUCUCGUUGAAAACAUUCGGCGGACAAACGAAACGCAUUACGCAUUCUCCUCGCCCUGAACCGAGCGAUCAAACACGCUCGUUCAAAGCUGGCUCCGCGAUUUCUGCGAUAAUAAUCCUACUGGCACUGUCAACCACUCGGUAACACCACUUCGGAUAAUAUGAGCUUCUUCAAGAGAAAGAGCGAACAUCAUCGCGAUGAGAGUACAGAUAGCAAGACAGGACCUCAGUCAUACCCGCGAGAGUCCUUUCAGUCGGCGAGUAGACCAGCACCAAACGGACCUGGAGGCUAUAAUCAGAGACAGCCCCUGGAACCGUCCUCACGAAAUGCUUCUGGCAACCCGGACGGUCAGAUUCAGGCCGCUCCUGGCGUCAAUGGCGUUCGAGCGGCUCCAGACGCUCAUGCCGGACAGUACGAGCCCAACAUCCCACAAAAACCUCCACCCUUGAUCAGUCCCUCAUACCCGUGGUCAACUCGGCAGCUGGUCCUUUCCCCUAGCAAUGUCGUAGGGUCGCCACCAGGCGCGCUCGUGUCACCGUUUCCUAGAUAUGGCCAUUCCCUGCCUCCUGUGCCAACACAAUCUGGUCAUCUUCUCAUAUUUGGCGGGCUCGUCCGUGAAUCGGUCAGAAACGACUUGUUCGCGCUCGACUGUCAGGAUUUCUCGGCGGUGCCUGUACAAGCUACGGGCGAGAUACCGGUACCACGAGUCGGUCAUGCCAGCGCCCUUGUCCGGUCCGUGCUGCUCGUAUGGGGAGGCGACACCAAGAACAGGAUCGAGGACGAGCAAGAUGAGGGGAUCUACCUAUUCAAUAUACACACACGCGAAUGGACCCGGAUCAUGGCUCUGGGCGCCAGGCCAAAAGGCAGAUAUGGACAUGCUGUAUGCAUGAGUGGCAAUACGUUCUAUGUCUCGGGUGGACAGGUGGAUGGCAGAUUCAUGAACGAUCUAUGGGGUUUCGAUUUAAGCACUUUGAUGGUCGCGCCGACCUGGCACGUCGUACAGCCUGCCAAUAAAGCGCCCUCACCCCGGACGGGUCAUGUUCUGGUAACCUAUCAGGACAAACUUUACAUGUUUGGCGGGACAGACGGAGCAUUUCACUACAACGAUACGUGGUGUUUAGAUCUCGGCACACGUCUCUGGACUGAGCUACAGUGUAUCGGUUACAUCCCGGUGCCGCGGGAAGGCCACUCGGCCGCUCUCGUCGACGAUGUGAUGUAUGUCUUUGGCGGACGAGAUGUAGGAGGUAAAGAUCUGGGCGAUCUUGCUGCGUUCAAGUUUACAAAUCGUCGAUGGUAUACGUUCCAGAAUAUGGGACCAGCUCCUUCUGGAAGAAGUGGACACGCCAUGGCGGCCUUUGGCAAACAGAUCUUUGUGCUUGGAGGCGAUUCAAAUGCUGCAUUCGCGCAGACACGGACAGAGGAUCCGAACGUCAUCCACGUUCUUGACACUGCCAAGAUCAAGUAUCCUCCAGACCCGCCUCGAAACACUGCUCUGCCAGCACCGCAGAACACUGUGGAUCCACCAGAAAGUCAUAUCCGAGAGCCCGUCACGCGUGUUGUGGAUGAGGACCAAACUGAUCGUGGCGGUCCAGACCAGAGUUUGCCAUCGUUGAACGGGCCCGGCCCUGCGCCGAACUCCCCGGAUUCGUCGGGUCCCAACGAGUCGCGUCCGGAGUCUUUCCCUGUACAUCCGGACUCUCAGAACGCGGGCUUGUCAAGCAGCCACGACGCAGCUCGUACAGCGCCGCCUCCACCGGUACGCCCUCGCAGAGCGGAUGAUGACACUUUCACCCACGAUACGACAGUCAAUCGCUCGGUUUCGCCGUCUGGUCGCAUCCCGGAUAAGUCUGACGGGGAUGACGCUAGAUCCGGACCUUACAACGGAACAGGGGUCAACUUGCUGCCCAAUAGUCCUAUGGCCGGGGAUACUAAUAAGCGCUUCCAUGCCGGUCAGACAGCGAAAGAGCCGCCGGCAGAUGCCUUCUACUAUGGCUCUCGAUCUCCCACCGGAACCGUCUUCUCGACCCGCGGCGAAACGCCCGUUCAGCAGUACCCUCGCAAUAUCGAUACGCAUGAUUUGACACGAGUCGUGCGAGAAAAUACGGUGCUGCGCGCGGCAUUGGAGAAAGUCUCGGACGGCGAGUUCGGGGAAGCUGUCCCAGUCGCAUCAUCUUCGGAAGAGGAUUCAGCUAGCUCAGAAAUGCUGCUCGACCACAUACUGCAGCUGCAAGAGGAUUGCUCCCGAUUAAAGGUCGAGAUGGUCGAACGGGUCGAGAUUGCUUUCGAAGAGCUCGGUGAUGCUGAGCGUCAGAGGGAUGCGGCUUUGCAGGAGACUGCUUAUUUUAGAGCACGUCUGGCCAUCCUCGAGCACGAAAGUAGCGCCGAAUUGUCCGAGCUGGAUCGUGAAAAGAUCAUGGAAUUAGAAGAUCAUUUGGCAUCGACGCAACAGGGCAAACAGACGCUGGAAGCUCAAGUACGAGAACUGGAGACAACCCUUCAUCGCAUCACCGAUGAUCUCGAUACAUGGAAAGCUGAAGGUCACACUGCGUCGGAAAGAGCGCAACUAGCUGAGGAAGGGCAGGCGGAUCUGCGGCUGGAGCUAAACACGGCUCAGAACCGGACGAACCAAUUGGAGGUCCAACUCCGGGAGCAGAUGGCCGAGAACGCCGCCAAUACCUCGCUGCUGCAGCAGCGUGAUCUCGACAUCGAGAGUCAUAGGACACAACGGGAUGAUCUGCAUCAAGAACGCAGUGGGCAUCUGCUUGUCAUCGAAGAGAUCCGCUCGGCGCUGCAGGAUGCAGAACGGCGUAGUGAAGACCUGUCCUUCAAACACGAAUCGGCUGCAAGGCGCGCUCAGGAGCUGGAACAAGAGCUACAAAAGCUGCAGGUCGAGCUCGCUGAGCAGAAGCGCGCAGCCGACAAAGCCGUGGAACGCGCUGCCGAGGCGGACACGACCUUGCAGUCUACUAAAGGACAGGUCGAGCAUUACCGUUCUCUCACCGAACGCGGGCUCAGCCAGCUAUUCUCCGCUGAUCGCACUGCAGAAAGGUCGCUGGGGACUGACCGUGGCGAGCAUCCCGAAAAGUCUGCAGCUCUCGCCCAGGAAUGCGCUUCCCUGCGGAAGAUGCUCAACGAAGCAGGGGCGCAGAUCGAAGCAGCGCAGACAAACUUGAUGCGUCAUCGACAAGAUCUGCAAGAGUCAAGAUCGGCCACCGUCAAGCUGCAUAAUGAGUUGAGAGGCUGCCAGAAACAACGUAAUCUGGACUCAGAGACCAUCUCCCAGCUGCGCGCAAUGACCGCUUCUCGUAACGGGGAGCAUCAGAAACUCCGGGAGGAGAUAUCGCGCCUGCAAUCCCGCUGCGAUUUGCUUCGGCGCUUGCUGUCCGAUCACGGUAUUUCUGCGUCUGAUGAACAGGCAGAGCCAUUCUUGGUCAGCGCUUCAACAAGCGGUACACACACUCAAACACAGGAGCAAGCUCGAUCGCUUGAAGCUGCCAAGCUAGAGUUGGAGCAGCUACGGAAAUUAUUGAGGGAGAAACAGGGAGAUGAAGAUAGGCAGGAGCAAGCCUCAGCGAGCGGUAUGAAUGGACAUGGAAGUCAGCCUGCAGAUCCCGCAGCCAGACCCACGGAAGUUCGCGACCUUGAAAUGCGAAUGACAGAGAUGGAGCUGGCGCACAAGAAGAAGUUGCAGCAGGUCGAGGCGGAUUAUCAGACGGCAGUGAAAUAUGUCAAAGGAACCGAGAAAGUGUUCCGUCGGAUGAAGGACGAAUUGACUAAACAAAAGAGCGCGAAUGCUGCUCUGCAGUCCGAGCUUGAUGCCGCACAGGGUACUGAUGGAAGAGAGGCGGGAUCCAGGACCAGAUCUGCGUUGUCUGGCAGAGCUACUCCCACGACGGAUGGCGAAACGCCGCGCCAGCAACAGAGGCUUGCGUCACAGAACGCUGAGUUGCAAAGGCAACUGGAAGGACUACGCGAAGAGCUAAGCGCCCUAAGGGACGUCUGUGCUGGGCGCGAGAAGGAAGUCGAGAUCACCCGUAGACGGGCAGGCGAAGCGGAGGCGCAGUUGGAGCAAACGAGAAAGGAACUCGAGAGAUAUCAAGGCGAGGACACGGCCGCGCGGACGAUGGCAGAAGUCGAACAGGAGAAUGCAGAUUUACGACAGGAAAACGAGACUCUGAAUCAUCAAGUGAUGCUGCUACUAGCCGACGAUGAUACGACUUCACCAAGACCGCGAUCCGACGUCGACUUUGCCAAAUAUAAUCGUCGCAGAUCAACAUCGUCUACGCAAGGCUCCGACGAGCAGAGUAGGAUUCUCGGCGGGGAGUCGCGAACAUUCCCUUCGUUGCACUCGCAAUAGACGCCUGUACUAUAUCUGUGAAGUAUUGCCCACCGUGUUUUACGAAGUAUUUAUGAUGACGAAGGCAAUGUCCGUGGCGCU